ACUAAACAACAGUGACCUUGAAAAUGUCUGCCCAAGGAGAGGUGUAUAAAAUGCCGUCUUCCCUUCCCUGAGCAGAAAAGAACAACAGCCGCAGAGCAAGCAAUUCAGCGGCCACAUUAUAUACUACAUUAUCCACUCCUCCAUUCGCAAUCAUAUAUACAGACCUUCCCCAAAAUGGCCCCCUGGCUGAGCAACAUCUACCCCGUCUACGGCGACCACGAAAGUGAGAAGCCGAACGAGGCCAUUCCGGUUGUUGACAACAAGAACGGUGACAUCAAUGCUGGCUUCGGCGGAAAGUAUGUCUGGCUCGUUGCAAACUAUUUUCACGACUCCGAGUAUGGCAUCGCCGAGAUCAAGGUAGUGAUCUCAGAGGACGAGAAGCCCGGCCAGCUGGACUUGGCCAAAGGGGCUGGCGGGCAAUACCGCUACUUGGAGACCUCGACCCAUGGCGAGUACGGUAUCUCUAGCCUGAAGCUCCUGCGAAGUGGGGAGGAGGUCACCAGUGAAAAUUUCAAGUCACAGGGAUUUCAUGGGUGGUCUUCGGACGUCAAUGCGGGCCGGGGAGGAGAUUAUCUCUAUCUGGUUUGGAAGAAGUGAUUCAUGGAUCUACAAGGUGGUGGUGAAGGGUGACCAGGUGGGAGCAUGGGGUGAAGUCUAUGGAUUUGCAUCCCUGGUACAACAAUCUGAUGGUCACUACCUCUGAAGGGCCAUCUUUUGUUUCUUGACAUGAGCAAGAAUAUGAGCAAUAC
Aspergillus homomorphus CBS 101889 is the source of this 749-nucleotide messenger RNA. RefSeq lists its product as uncharacterized. NCBI's taxonomy places the organism in Eukaryota, Fungi, Ascomycota, Eurotiomycetes, Eurotiales, Aspergillaceae. The coding region runs from base 175 to 597 and encodes 140 amino acids. The record is from RefSeq and is a predicted model, not a curated record. The transcript is spliced from 3 exons.